AUGGGGAUCCCCAACCUUCUCCGCUUCCUGAAGCCGUUCAUCGAGCCUGUGCACAUCAAGAAGUACGCCGGCAAACGGGUCGGCAUCGAUGCGUACUCCUGGCUUCACAAAGGAGCCUAUUCUUGCAGUAUGGAGUUAUGUAUGGACCCUAAAAGCGCCGCAGCCAGGCGAUACAUCAGCUACUUCAUGCACCACAUCAACCUCCUGCGGCAUUACAAGGUUAUUCCCGUCGUCGUCUUUGACGGGGGCAGCAUGCCUUGCAAGGCGGCCACUGAUAACGAGCGGCAGAGGAAGAGGGAACUCAGUUUAAACAUGGCGAAAGAAAAGCUUGAGCAAGGAAAUACAGCUGCUGCCAUUGACUUUUUCCGGAAAGCUGUGCACAUUACUCCAUUGAUGGCUUAUCGUCUAGUUCAGAUUUUAUGGUCAGAAAAUGUAGAAUUUGUGGUUGCUCCAUAUGAAGCUGAUGCCCAGUUGGCAUAUCUAACUACUAUUGAUGCUGAUCAAGGGGCCAUAUCUGCCGUAGUUACAGAAGAUAGCGACUUGAUAGCCUAUUGUUGCCCAGCUAUUAUAUUUAAAAUGGAUCGGUUUGGGAAUGGUGAAGAAUUCACAAUGGAGAGAACUCUGAAGACAGAGAAAGAUGGUCUUUCCUUCCAGGAUUUUGAUAAAAAACUUUUUACAGGUGUCGGCAUUCUUUCACCACAGGUUUAUCGAUGUGUUACACUACACUAUUGUUAG
Molecule: messenger RNA, 735 nt
Organism: Miscanthus lutarioriparius
Lineage: Eukaryota; Viridiplantae; Streptophyta; Magnoliopsida; Poales; Poaceae
Source: the annotation of a GenBank genome assembly